AUGACCAUUUAUAUCAUUGGAUUCAUAUGCGCUUUAAUUCUGUCGGCAUUUUUGAUCGGUUGGAUAGCGUACUGCAUGUUUUGCAAAGAGCGGCACAAAUCAGAAAGUUAUCAAUACAACAUAUCAGACUUACGACGUCUUAACUACGAGUUCGCUCAAGAGCAACAGGAAAAUAAUACUAAGGAAGUCACCGCUGGCAUAUUUAUACUGCCGUCCCGCCACAAACAAAAAGAAGAUUUAACAUAUACAAAACGUCCAGACUAUCCUGAAAGUACUGUGACAAAUUUACAGCCGACGACUGAUAAAUUAAUAGAAAUAAUCAAUGAAAGUCCAGACGAGAAUCGUAAAUGUGUUGGUUUCGAUGUUAUUGAUUCUGACGUACCUUACCAUAGUGAAGUU
This is a messenger RNA of Brenthis ino (lesser marbled fritillary), 399 nucleotides long. NCBI's taxonomy places the organism in Eukaryota, Metazoa, Arthropoda, Insecta, Lepidoptera, Nymphalidae. The record is from the annotation of a GenBank genome assembly.